CGAUAAAGGAGUCAUAAGAUUAACGUCAAAUAACUAUAUUAAUUCUUAGCAAGCAGUUACGAGUUUUUACCUUGAUGUGCUAUUUUUAUAUAACAACCGAACCUGAUAACAAGAAUGUAUUGACUGAAUGACGCCGACGCGCCGGCGAUAAUGUCGCCACUGUGGUAACGAGGAUUUAUAAAUCGAGUGCAUACAUGCAAUACGAUCAACAACGAAUCACAUGUGACGAACUACUUGUGUAAGAUCGCACCUUUCAAUUGAUAACGUCAAUCGCCGGUUAAAGUGUUGAACAAGCUGAUAAACGCGCUUGUAACUCAUCGGAUUGACAUCUCGUGGAGGAAUACAUUCAACGGGAAAAUGUUUGUCGGGACAAAGUUGUUACAAAGAUGUCUAGCGCAUAAUACGCCUUUGGGUUGCAGAUCGAUGCAUCUUCUGAGAGAUAAUGCAUAUAUUAACGGAAAGUGGAUCGGUGCUAAUAGCAAACAGACAUUUCCAGUAUGCAACCCAGUCGACAAUAGCGUUAUUGCUUCUGUUCCCGACAUGAAUACUGCUGACGCUCAAUUAGCCAUUGAUGCUGCUGGCAAAGCUUUCGAAUCAUUCGGCAAGACUACGGCUAAGGAAAGAAGCGACCUGCUCAGAAAGUGGUAUAAUCUGAUGGUUGAGCACUGUGAAGACCUGGCCUGUAUUUUAACUAAAGAGAAUGGAAAAUCCUUGGCUGAGUCUAGAGCGGAGAUCAAGUAUGGUAAUUCCUUCGUGGAGUGGUUCGCGGAGGAAGCUAGGAGAAUAGACGGCGAAGUCUUACAAGCUCCUGCAGCCAAUAGAGAAUUGUUUCUGUUGAGACAACCGGUCGGAGUAGCGGCGUUAAUUACACCGUGGAACUUUCCACACGCUAUGAUCACUAGGAAAGCGGGAGCCGCUCUUGCCGCUGGAUGUACAUGCGUCGUGAAACCAUCCGAAGACACACCGUUGACUGCGCUGGCACUGGCAGCACUUGCGGAACAAGCGGGUUUCCCCGCGGGAAUCUUCAAUGUACUCACCACGAGCGUCACGAAUUCCGCCACCGUCGGUAAUGAGCUAUGCGAGAAUCCCAAAGUAAGAGUGCUGUCGUUCACCGGCUCCACGGCCGUGGGGAAGAUUUUGUACAGGCAAUGCGCAUCGACCAUGAAACGACUAGGCCUUGAAUUGGGCGGUAACGCGCCUUACAUCGUAUUUAAAUCCGCGGACGUGGAUCUGGCUGUAAACAGCGCUAUGGCCAGUAAAUUCCGAAAUACCGGUCAAACGUGCGUCUCGGCGAACAGAUUUUUCGUAGAGGCUGACGUCUUCGACGAGUUCGUUGGGAAAUUUGUCGAGAAGAUUAAGAAGGAGAUUCAAAUGGGAGACGGUAGCAAAGAGGGUGUCACUCAUGGGCCGCUCAUCAAGAAGAGUCAGUUGGACAUGGUGAACGGUUUGGUGAAGGAGGCAGUCGAGAAGGGUGCUAAGGUAUAUUGCGGCGGCGCCCCGUUACCGGAUCUUGGAUCACUGUUUUAUGCGCCUACCGUGUUAACCGAUGUAACCAGAGACGCGCAGAUCUACAACAAGGAGAUCUUCGGGCCCGUAGCUGUAAUUAAUAAAUUUACUGACGAAGAGGACGUACUGAAACAAGCUAACGACACGCCGGUCGGUCUAGCCGGAUACUUCUUCUCGCAGGACAUAUCACAGAUAUUUAGAGUAGCCCGUAAAUUGGAGGUUGGUAUGGUAGGUGUUAACGAAGGUUUAAUUUCGUGCGCGGAAGCCGCUUUCGGCGGUGUUAAGGAGUCCGGUUUAGGAAGAGAGGGUUCCAAACACGGCAUCGAAGAUUUUCUCGAUAUCAAGUACGUGUGUAUCGGCAAUCUCAAACGCUGACUGACCGUGUAAAUUGGAUAGAAAAAUGCAUUUUGAAUAGGCAGUCAGUAUGUAAUAAUAAAUGCUAUAAUUCAAUGAUAGACAAUAUUACUAUAGAAUUUCAUUGUGACGUAUUAAGUGACACGUGAAAAAAUUGAAGUCGUCUUAAGUAUCGGAAGAACAUUCUUUUGACUAUGAUUGUACAUAACUAGUUAUCUGCACUCUUAUUGCUCCUUUGCUACAGCUACUAAAUAUAAUCCUAGGUAAUAUAUAUAUAUAAUAUGAAUAAUAAAUUAUAUAUAUU
Messenger RNA from Dinoponera quadriceps, 2164 nucleotides. RefSeq names its product succinate-semialdehyde dehydrogenase [NADP(+)] GabD (gene Ssadh). The record is from RefSeq and is a predicted model, not a curated record. The transcript has 2 exons. NCBI's taxonomy places the organism in Eukaryota, Metazoa, Arthropoda, Insecta, Hymenoptera, Formicidae. Gene Ontology annotation, biological process: GABA catabolic process. Gene Ontology annotation, molecular function: succinate-semialdehyde dehydrogenase (NAD+) activity. Bases 358 to 1881 code for a protein of 507 amino acids.